UGUGAGGACAUUCCCACCUGGAAUUCAGAUUUGGGUUGAAUGCAGCUAAACUCAAAGAUGUAGUAACGGUGUAGCUCCAGUGUCCUGCAAUGAAAUGCAGAAGCACACACACUGUCUCUGCUUCUCUUCUGCCAAUUCCUGCAUGCUGGCUUUUGGCUUUGCUCACGAAUCUUGCAAACUGUGUUGACAAAAGUAAUGGGAGAUUGUUUAUUUCCCAAGUCUUUAUAUUCAGGCCAUAGCUGCUUCCUCUUUCCUACUCACAUUUUCCCAUAUGGUGACUUUGGAAAAUUCCUCUCUGAUUUCGUUGGGAAGUGCAGGAAGCUCUCACUGGUAGAGGGUUGCCUGUUACUCUCUCCAAUUCUGCUGCUCACAUCUGGAAAGGAUCUGGCUUGGAAAGGGGAGACUCACUCUCAGCUCAGUGCAUGUUACUGACAUGGCAUGAGCUGAGAGCCUGUGGGGCAAGAGAAAUGUUCUUCUCCAUUCAUCUGAUUUCUGACAGCAAAGGGGCGAUGCCCGCCGGCGGCCGGGCGCUGCUGGCGCUGCUGGGGCUCCCGGCGCUGCUGGCCCUGGGCUGCGCUGCCGACAGCGACUUCGCCGAGGGCGGCCCGGAGCGGCGGCCCGGGCCCGGCCCCGCCUGCCCCCGCGACUGCGGCUGCACCCAGGAGGGCGUCGUGGACUGCGGUGGCAUCGACCUCAAGGAGUUCCCGCUGCUGCUGCCCGAGCUGACCAACCACCUCUCCCUGCAGAAUAACCAAAUAGAAGAAAUCUUUCCAGAAGAGCUUGCUCGUCUUUAUAGACUGGAAACUCUCAAUUUGCAAAACAACAGGCUGACUUCAAAAGGGUUGCCAGAGGAAGCAUUUGAGCAUCUGGAGAACCUGAAUUACCUGUACCUGGCAAACAAUAAGCUAACAGUGGCUCCGAAAUUCCUACCAAAUACCUUGAUCAGUGCAGAUUUUGCAGCCAAUUAUCUCACUAAGAUAUAUGGGCUCACAUUUGGACAGAAACCAAACUUGAGAUCUGUGUAUCUUCAUAACAACAAACUUUCAGAUGCUGGGUUACCUGAUAACAUGUUCAAUGGCUCUAAUAACGUGGAGAUACUCAUCAUGUCCAGCAAUUUCUUGAAGUAUGUUCCAAAGAAUCUCCCUCCAGCACUAUAUAAAUUACACUUACAGAGCAACAAGCUGGAGAAGAUUCCCAAAGGAGCCUUCAGUGAACUUGCCGGUCUGCGGGAGCUGUAUUUGCAGAAUAAUUACUUGUCUAAUGAGGGAAUGGACAACGAAACUUUCUGGAAAUUGUCCAGUCUUGAAUAUCUGGAUUUGUCCAGCAAUAACCUCUCACAAAUCCCAAGUGGUUUACCUCGAAACAUCGUCCUCCUCCACCUGGAGAAGAAUGCAAUUAAGGUGAUUGACAGAGAUGUCUUGACCCAAAUUAAGAACCUAGAGUACCUUCUGCUCCACAAUAACAAAUUAAAAGCCCGAGGUAUUCACCCCUUAGCCUUCCACGGCCUGAAGAAGCUGCACACUGUCCACCUGUACAACAACAUGCUGGAAAGGAUCCCCAGUGGGCUGCCCCGGCGAGUGAAGACACUUAUGAUCCUUCAUAACCAGAUCUCAGAGAUUAACAGGAAUGACUUUGCUACCACUUACUUCCUUGAAGAGCUGAACCUGAGCUACAACAAGCUCACAAGUCCCCAGAUCCAUCGGGAGGCCUUUCGUAAACUGCGGCAACUAAAGUCCCUGGAUCUUUCUGGAAACAAUCUCCACACGGUGCCUUUUGGCUUUCCAAAGAACUUGCAAGUUCUGAAGCUGAAGGAGAAUGAGAUAAGCAUGAUCCCAAAAGGGACUUUGUCUGGGAUGACAAAACUGAGGGAACUGUAUUUGAGCAACAAUAAACUGAAAGUAAAUUCAAUUUAUUCAAGAGCAUGGAGAGAACUCAGCAGUCUUCAGUCACUAGACAUGGCUGGCAACCAACUGACAUCUAUCCCAUUAGGCCUGCCAGAAUCUCUGGAGUAUCUGUAUCUCCAGAACAACAAGAUCACAACGGUUUCAGAGAAUACUUUUGAAUCCACACCCAAUAUAAAGGGGAUUUACCUCAGGUUUAAUAAGAUUGCAGUUGGAGCACUGAAAGAAAGUAUCUUCCAAAACCUGAAGCACUUACAAGUACUGGAUAUUGAGGGGAACCUUGAAUUCAGCAACAGUUCAAAGAAUAAGGAUGACUCAGAAGAGGAAAUGGAAGAUGAGGAAGAGGAAGAGGAAGAAGAACGGAGAUAAAAUGUGAACUCAUACAAUCCCAUCAUGUGGGAGGAAAACAUAAGGAAAAAUACAUAUAUGUCUAUGUGUAUAUAUCUAUAUAGAUAUACAGAGAACACUUAGCAAAACGUGCAAUGAAUUACGCAGAAACUGUCAUGGCACUGGGCCAGGCUCAUGGAAGACAGUGUGUUUCAGUGCCUUAUUCAGGGAGAGACCCUGAAUGCCUUUCCAAAGCUUCCAAAUCAUCUUAUACAAGACCCAGGAUCAUAAGGGAUUGCUCUGGAACUCACAAAAGCUGGCUUUUGUUUCUUCUGUUUCUCUUCCCUCACUGUUUCCAUCUGUAAUAACAAUAUGGGACUGUUUUGAACACAGACCUUCAAAUGCCAUUUUUGUCACUGCAUUUUAAGUGAACCAUGUUUAGGCCUCUUUUCUUUUCCUCCACCCAAAAGAAGCUGUUGUUGGCCAGGGUAGAUGGAUAUUCGCAGUAGUUUCAUGUGCAGAGCAGUGUAUGAGGCAUUUUGGUCAUCAAGCAGCAGUAAUAAUUCUGGAUGCAAUUAUUUCUCUGUUAUAACAAUGUGUAUAUUUGGAUGAGAAAAACAAAAUAAGGCUGGAUCCCGUAAUAUUUUAUCUCUACUGCCAAAACCUGCAGUAUAUUCCUGUUUUAGAAAAGUUUUAAGAUAAAACAAUUGCUCUUGUGAAUAUAUAUAUAUAUAUAUAAAAAUUUGUAUGUCUACCUUCCAGAACUUUGGUAAAGUUUCUGUCUUGCUGUUGUUUGCCCUUGGGGCAGUUGGGUGAAUGUCUCUGAAGGUGUGAUCAGAGGAUGGAGUGACAGGAUGAAGUUUAAUGUAUAUGGUAGAAUUUUCCACAGUGUAUCUCAUUCACAGUGAAAGGCAGGAGUGAGACUAAUGAUGCAGAAGAGAUUAGUGAUUGUGGGCUGUCUUAGGAGAAAACCAUUAGGUGUCAAAAGAAAUUUGUUUAGUUCAAGUCUGGAGACAGUGCUUGCUGUCAUACUCCCUUAAAGCCUCCCCUAUUUUAUGAUGUUGAGUGUUCUCAGCUCCUGUUGGAAUCAUAGAAAAUAAAGAAACCAUGGAAAAGAAGA
Messenger RNA from Poecile atricapillus (Black-capped chickadee), 3348 nucleotides. It is a transcript of the gene PODN, whose product is annotated as podocan. NCBI's taxonomy places the organism in Eukaryota, Metazoa, Chordata, Aves, Passeriformes, Paridae. Gene Ontology annotation, molecular function: protein binding. Bases 423 to 2270 code for a protein of 615 amino acids. The transcript has 11 exons. The record is from RefSeq and is a predicted model, not a curated record.